AUGGCCCACGCAAAAGCCCAGGACGAGCUUCAAAAGCGCUACGAAGACGGGCCCCAAUCUCUGGAUGAUCCCGAGGUGGAACACAUGAUCAGCCAGGCGGAUGAGAUGAUGGAAAAACCGGCACGGAUGCUCAUCGCACAAGCAGGGUUAGGACGCUCCAACACUACGGGCUUCAAUCUUCUUGACCAUGGAUGUGGCACAGGUCUGAUCGCAUCUUGUCUUCAAGGAGUGAUCCAGCCGUCAGUCCUGUCUUCCCAAGCACUCAUUGAGUCAUUCCUGCGUGAUACACUUCGCAUUAUUCGACCCAUUGGCCUUGUGGCAUUCAGUGUGCCGCAUGCCAGUAACGGUCAUGAUGGCGGAUGGGUACCAGAUCUCCGAUCAGCCCUCGAAUCUCUCCCCUUCCAGACGUCGUUUCCAGACCCGAUGCCGGUCGCCCUUCACGGUAAGCCAGAAUGGGUAGAGCCUGAAGGUAUUGAAGCGGAGCUGGUCCGUCACGGCUUCGUACAUAUCAAGGUCGAAACUGUUGAUCUCAUUCAUCCUGUUGUCAGUGCCGGGGGCUUUUUAGCCUCAUUUUGGAUGAUGAUUAAGUGGAUUAUCAACACGUAUUGGACUGUGGAGCAGAAGGAACAGUAUGAAGAUGGUUUCAAUAAGAUCUUGGUCGAGAAUCUUCAGAUCAAGCAUGGUGGGAAUGGCUGGGACCUCAAAUCAACAGCUAUACUUGUCACGGCUCGGACACCGCAGUAG
Molecule: messenger RNA, 744 nt
Organism: Fusarium proliferatum ET1
Lineage: Eukaryota; Fungi; Ascomycota; Sordariomycetes; Hypocreales; Nectriaceae
Exons: 3
Coding region: 1-744 (247 amino acids)
Source: RefSeq, a predicted model, not a curated record